Molecule: messenger RNA, 498 nt
Organism: Ascochyta rabiei
Lineage: Eukaryota; Fungi; Ascomycota; Dothideomycetes; Pleosporales; Didymellaceae
Exons: 2
Coding region: 1-498 (165 amino acids)
Biological process (GO): autophagy of mitochondrion
Cellular component (GO): mitochondrion
Source: RefSeq, a predicted model, not a curated record
AUGGCAGCACCGACCAUCUCCGUUUGCAAGUUUGUAGGGACUGUCAGUUUAGGGCUCUUGACGGGCGUCUCAGCGACACUAUCAACCAUCACGCUCCCCUCUCUGCUUGCGUUGCCUACCGCUGUUGACGCCCGUACGACAUCCACCUACGUAUCGCACAAGUCGCAGAACAUUACCUCGUAUCUCCGUCACAUUACAACCUUCACACUCUUCUCUGCAUACCUACUCUCGCCUCGUCGACUCCGCCACCCAUACCUCCUCUACACCUCGAUAUUCGCUUUCGCUUCUGGUCCGGCUAUCGAUUAUGCUGUAUCGUUCCGCGCAGGCACCAACGAACGAAGAGCAGCGCUGGAUCUCGAAGCACAGGGUGAUGAUGUCAAUGGCGAGCAAGUGAGGCAGGCUGUUGAGAGGAAGAAGCUCACGGAGAGCGUAAAGGCAGUCUUCACAGGAGCUGCUUUUGCCAUGCAGAUUGUAGGAAUCUGGGGAGACGGCGCAUAG